AAACCAAAGGUCUAAAAUAGUCUUACGUUAAUACAAAGCCUUUUUUUCCUUCUUCAAACUUUAUCCAUAUCUCUAUAUCUAUCUAUCUAUCUAUCUAUCUAUCUAUCUAUCUAUCUAUCUAUCUAUCUAAAUUAUUUAUCGCUGUUUCGCUUCAUGAGAAAGAAAGAAACUUCUUCUUCACAUGCAUAACAAAUUCAUUUUCUUCUUCACAAUGAACAAACACUACAACGUAGUGCUUGUAUCUUUUUAGUAUUAUUAUGGUAUCCUCGUACUUCAACUAUGGAAUCUGCAAAGACUAUGUUUUGUUCUUCUCAACCGUUUCCUCCAAGAAUUCACCACUGGAACACUCUUCCUUCUUAUACUUCUGUUUUGAUGCUCCGGGAACAAGUUGCGCCUACAGUCACCUCCUGGUGUACUAGCUUUUCAGCUCAGAAUUUUCCUACUUCGGUUCUUUUACAAGAGCAGUGUGAUGAGUAUAGGCCUCCAUUGCACAUUUCUAAGAAAGACAAGACAUGUCAGGCAACAUUAAAUACAAAGCAGAUGGAUAUGGUCUCUGUUCAUGAAGACAAUGACACCAGCAACGUUGAUCAGGUAGCACGUGACUUCAGGAAGCACCUGCAUCUCUUGCCUCAUUUAGAAAACUUAUUAAGUUCCUCGCAAACAGGAGAAGUGGAUGCUUCUUUAACUCUACAGCUUGCAGAUAGUUUGCAAUGUAAUGCAGUUUCUCCCACAAAACACGCAGCCUCAGUAGCUGAAAACUUGAGAUCAAUUAAAGCUGAUGAGGAUGCUGACAAUUCAAUAUCUUCUGGUUUAGCCUCUUCUUCCAUUUUGGCUGAACCUUCACUUGGAAGAAAUAAAACCGUAAGGUCAACACGACAUCGAGAGAGACGAGCAAAAGAGAGAAAGGUACCGAAGUCAAAAGUUAAAGACAACGAAACUUACCUUGUCGGAAAGGAUUCUAGACAGGAAAAACUACACGUACAAAAGAAGAUAAAUAAAGGAUUGAAUCAAAAUGGUCUGUUGAAAUCAUUCUUGCAGAGUCCUGAAGCAAAACAACUUUUAACUUCUGAACAAGAGUGUCAGUUGGUUGCUCAGAUACAGGACCUAUUGAGAUUGGAAGAAUUGAAGACAAGUCUUCAAUCUCAAUUUGGAAGGGAACCAACUUUAGCUGAAUGGGCCGAGGGUGCAGGGCUUAACUGUCGGAAACUAAAGGCACAACUUCGUUGUGGUAACAGAAGCAGAGAAAAAUUGAUUCAAGCAAAUGUACGCAUGGUACACUAUGUUGCUAAAAGUUACCAAGGGCGUGGUCUCAGCCUCGAGGACUUAUUACAGGAGGGACGUACAGGUCUCAUAAAGAGUGUUAAAAAGUUUAAACCUCUAUCUGGGUCCCGAUUUGCUACUUAUUCAUAUUGGUGGAUUAAACAAGCAAUAAGGAAGGCCAUAUACAAUCAUUCCAGGACAAUCCGUUUACCGGAAAAGGUAUUUAACAAACUUAGCAAGGUAAUGGAGGCAAAGAAAUUGUAUAUGGAAGAGGGAAAUCUUAACCCAAGCAAAGAAGAAUUAGGAAGAAGGGUUGGAAUGACAGCAGGCAAGGUUGAAAGUUUGUUAUUUGUUGCAAGAACUCCAAUUUCUAUGCAGAAAACUGUGGGAGCUGAUACGGAUACAAUUUUGCAGGAGAUUACUGAAGACACUGCAAUUGAGAGCCCAAACAUGAGUGUUUCAAAACAGCUUAUGAGACGACAUGUGCUCAAUGUCUUAAAUAAAUUACGCCCUAAAGAAAGAAGGAUAAUUCGACUAAGAUUUGGUUUCGAGGAUGGAGAAGAAAGAUCUUUAUCAGAAAUCGGAGAAAUAUUUGGCUUGUCUAGAGAAAGGAUUCAUCAGUUGGAGAACCGGGCACUCUACAGGCUCAAAAAGUGUCUUGUCAGUCAAGGACUUGAUGCUUAUGCAGACAAGCUUAUAUAGAAGAGAAGACACCAAGAUUAUGCAUUUCAUUUUAUAUGGUCGAGAGUCGCAGACUUUUUCAAGCUACUUUUUGUAGUCUAGUACCUAGAUCGAGUUUUGAAAGGCGGAUUUAACACUAAACAGCUGGAAUUGAGGACAAAUCAAAGGGCCUAAUGGCUGGAAAUUGUGGAAGAAAUCAAAGUAACAGGCAAGACUUAUACAAAUGAGAACAUCUAUAGUAAAAAUUAUUUCAAUGACAUUUUUUCCAAAAAAUAAACAUUCAAUAAAUGGCAUUUAUAUAUGUUUAAUGUGGAUUUAUAUUAUUUUUAUUGAAUUUUACAUUCUCUGGUGGUGCUUA
Trifolium pratense (red clover) is the source of this 2299-nucleotide messenger RNA. RefSeq names its product RNA polymerase sigma factor sigF, chloroplastic-like. The record is from RefSeq and is a predicted model, not a curated record. The transcript is spliced from 9 exons. Lineage: Eukaryota; Viridiplantae; Streptophyta; Magnoliopsida; Fabales; Fabaceae. Gene Ontology annotation, biological process: DNA-templated transcription initiation; regulation of DNA-templated transcription. Bases 280 to 1962 code for a protein of 560 amino acids. Gene Ontology annotation, molecular function: DNA-binding transcription factor activity.